Messenger RNA from Astrephomene gubernaculifera, 932 nucleotides. Lineage: Eukaryota; Viridiplantae; Chlorophyta; Chlorophyceae; Chlamydomonadales; Astrephomenaceae. The record is from the annotation of a GenBank genome assembly.
CUUCACGCUUAGAACAAAUUGCUGACCUAUUUACUACAAAGGAAAGCUUCUAAAGCAUUUUACAUCGUUCUACGCUGCGUCGAAGCAUCGAUGCAUACCAGUGUUGACUUUAACCUGCCAGCACGGUAGCAGUUGAACGUACUGAACAACUAGGUAUUAACAAUUAAUUUUAGGCAGCUUGGGGCAGGGCCCUGCUCGGAGCCAUGGCUCAACAAGGCGGGGAGGAACCGCAGGAGCAGCAAGGAUACCAGCUUCAAAAGCAGCAUUACUACAAGAUAGUAACGUCUUACAUGCCGGAGAGCUUUGAGCAGGACGCAGUUCAGAUAGCUCUUGUCGCCGUCGACAAGUAUAGACAGUUGAAAGAUAUCGCCUUCUACAUUAAGCACGAAUACGAUAAGAAGUACCCUGGCAGCGGCAAGGCGACGGAGGGAGUUUACCACUGCAUCGUGGGGAAAAGCUUUGCAAGUGCUGUGAGCCACGAGACGCGACAAUUCAUCCACAUGAAGGUGGACACGUACCACGUGAUCCUCUGGAAAUCAAAGGACACGCCGUUCACGCCGGGCGGCGAGUAAAAAAGGGCUUCUUCAUGCCCGGAGGAGGAGGAGGAGGAGCAAGCUGAUGCGUGUUUGAAGCGGCUGGGGAACAGCGGAGGCGAUGAAAGGGAUUACAUAAUGGCUUAGGAUCACGUUUGUUGCUUAGGGUACCAGCCCAUUCCCUUCCGGUAGGGUACCAACCUGCGGUAAUGAUGCCUAGCUCCUAGCAGCCCACAAGAGUGUAGCAGAGCAGCAGAACGGCUAGGUUGAGGUUCGAGCGGCCUGGACGGCGUCAUGCAUGGUAGAUGUCGAUGACGAGAGGUGGUGAUGCCUAUAGCAAUACUUAUAGACCAACUGACACGACGCAGGGGACGGUGUUCAACGUGCCCACGACACGAC